AUGUUCACAAAUUUUCGUCAAAAUCGAUUAUAUGUAUGUCUGUUUGUUCCAGGACGUCUCGCCGUAAUAACUUUCAGCAUAGCUACAGUAGUUCUUGGCGUCAUACUGUCUUUCGUACCAUGGCUCGACUAUAUCAUAUUUAAGGAAUUGAAAUUAUGGAACGGUUCGUUGAGUUACAGUUAUUGGCAAAGGCCUGGUGUCAUCAGGCUGACGAAGGUCUACAUCUUCAAUGUCACAAACCCUCAAGGAUUCUUGGAGAAUGGAGAGAAACCAAAGCUUACUGAAAUAGGACCUUUUGUUUACAGGGAAGACAUGGAGAAGGUGAAUAUAAAGUUCCACGACAACGACACGGUGACCUACCAACACAAUAAGAUAUUACGCUUCGUGCCAGAAUUAUCAGUGGAUAAAAAUCUCAAGCUGGUUGUACCUAAUAUACCUCUUCUGACAGUAACUUCUUUCUCACCGAAUCUCGCUGGCUGGCUGUUCAAUCUUUUGGCCACAGGUCUUUCGAUAACUUACAGAGAGCGAGCCAAACCUUUCGUACAUGUCACAGCUGAACAAUUAGUCUUUGGUUACGAUGAUCCAUUAGUAACACUCGCACAUUACUUUUACCCGAAAGGAAAGAGACCGAACACGCAAAUGGGACUUCUGCUCGCUAGGAACGGUACUCUAGAAGAGGUAUCCACUAUACACACUGGUGAAGAUAUGGGAAAUUUUGGUUAUUUAGAUCGUAUUAAUGGCAUGGAUCAUCUACCGCAUUGGAGCGACAAACCUUGUAAUGAUAUAAGAGCUUCAGAAGGAUCGUUCUUCCCGCCUCGUCUGUCAACUAAGGAAGACACUGUAUAUAUUUAUGACAAAGACCUGUGCAGAAUACUUCCAUUUACCUACAGGAAGGAUGUAUACAUAGAUGGUAUACAGACCGGUCUCUACACUCCUCCCAGCUCAACCUUCGAGAGCGCCGAAGUAAAUCCUGACAACAAAUGUUUCUGCCAAGGAGAGAAGUGUCCUCCACGCGGAUUGCAAAAUAUCAGCCCUUGUCAAUACAAUGCGCCUGUUUAUUUAUCCUACCCUCAUUUCUAUGAUGCUGAACCGUCACUGCUGGAACGCUUCGAAGGACUUAAGCCAGAACAGAAAAAACACGAAAGCUACUUCUACAUACAGCCGAAAAUCGGUGUGCCUCUUGAAGGACAAGUACGUGUCCAACUAAACCUGAAAGUUGACCGAGCUCCUAACAUCAUGGUUAACGACAUUCACAAAUUCCCAGACAUUAUAUUUCCCAUUAUGUGGGUCCAAGAGGGUAUUGAAGGUGUGAGCACACCAAUAUGGCGAUGGAUAUUCCUGGCCACAACCUUCGGACCAAUCGCCGCUCCAAUUAUAUCCUACUCAUUAAUAGUCAUCGGUCUUGCCAUACUCAUUCACGCCUUUAUAAAAGCGUAUAAAAACAUCGUGAUAGGCGAAAAUUCCUUAGAAAUAGUUGAAAUAGGAAGAGAAACUAUUAGACGGAGUUCUACUUUAAUAAUGAACAGCUCCCAAAAACUAUUGGCACACAAAGAAACGUCGUACAGACCGCUAAGCCAGUCAACGCCAUCGUCAGCUCAUGGCAGCCAAGAGGGCAGGCUGCAAGAACUUAAUUUUAUCGAUAAAACCGAUAAUAUAAGUCAAAGUAUCGAUGAAUUAAAAUCGAUAUUAAAUAGGGAAUUCGUCAAAACAAAUUUCUGUGAAACCGAAAAAGAAUCUCUAAUACAUUCGGACAAUGCUUUCAUAUUAUCAGAACAUCGUCGAUGUAGAGUUUUUAAAGUGCCUGAUAGUUAUUAUUGA
Messenger RNA from Danaus chrysippus (African queen), 1818 nucleotides. The record is from the annotation of a GenBank genome assembly. NCBI's taxonomy places the organism in Eukaryota, Metazoa, Arthropoda, Insecta, Lepidoptera, Nymphalidae.